GGGAAGUGCAAGUGCAGGGAUGCUUCCUCGCUGGGUGAGGUGAAGUGAGGAUGGGGGUGAGUGGGUGCGUGCGUGCGUGCGUGCGUGCGUGUGACGGACGGCGAGGGUGGGUUGUGAUGCGGAUAGGAAUCACAGUCAGAUAGCGACAGGGCUGGCUCGGGGAGUGUAUCAUCACCUUUAUCAUCAGCAUCCUCUUCCUCCAGGCGACCUCCCACCAACUGACCGGAACGACGUUCGUCAUCACCAAAACACGACCAGAAGUCAAUCUCAUAGAGUGAAGUGGAGACAUUCUGACAAAAUGGACAUGGAGCCGAGCGUUCAAGCCAACUCCUCCGACAGCUACCAGCUGAACCCCACCAGCGUCAUCGUAUCGGUGGUCUUUUCGCUCAUCUUCCUCCUGGGCACGGUGGGCAACAGCCUGGUGCUGGCCGUGCUCCUGCGGAGCGGCCAGGUGGGCUACAACACCACCAACCUGUUCAUCCUCAACCUGAGCGUGGCAGACUUCUUCUUCAUCAUCUUCUGCGUGCCCUUCCAAGCCACCAUCUACUCGCUGGAGGGCUGGGUCUUCGGCUCCUUCAUGUGCAAGGCCGUGCACUUCUUCAUCAACCUCACUAUGUACGCUAGCAGCUUCACGCUCGCCGCCGUUUCCGUGGACAGGUACUUGGCCAUUCGCUACCCGCUACGCUCCAGAGAGCUGAGAACGCCGUGCAACGCGGUGGUUGCCAUGGUGGUCAUCUGGGGCCUGUCCCUGGUGUUUGCGGGCCCUUACCUGAGUUACUAUGACCUGGUGGACUACGCCAACAGCACGGUGUGCAUACCCGGCUGGCAGGAGCGCGACCGCAAGAUGCUGGACACGUGUACUUUCCUGUUUGGUUACGUCAUCCCGGUGCUUAUCGUCAGCCUCUCGUACACGCGUACCAUCAAGUACCUGUGGACGGCCGUGGACCCCUUGGAUGGGAUGUCCGAGUCCAAACGGGCCAAGCGCAAAGUGACCAAAAUGAUCAUUAUCGUAACGGUGCUCUUCUGCAUCUGCUGGCUUCCCUACCAUGUCGUCAUCCUUUGCUACCUGUACGGAGACUUCCCCUUUAAUCAGGUGACCUACGCCUUCAGGCUGCUGUCUCACUGCAUGGCCUACGCCAACUCCUGCGUCAACCCCAUCGUUUACGCGCUGGUCUCCAAGCACUUCCGCAAGGGCUUCAAAAAGGUCUUCAGCUGCAUCCUCAGCAAGAACCGCCGCAACAAAGUGCACGUCGUGCACGUGGCCAACACCGUGCCGGGGUUCGAGGCGGCCACCACAGAGGUGUCGCAAAUGAACGAGGAGAACGCGCGGCAGAACGAGUGCGAGAUGACGAAUCGACGAGUCGUGGAGCCCAGGGAGGCCACGGUGACCCUGAACUCACCCUUUCAGCACCCCACCUGACCCGGCUACUAAAACAGGGGGACUUUUGUAUAUCUUGAAGAGCACAUUAAAACACACAGUGUGUUUUCAUCUCUAGCUGCGCCCCCGGAUUCCAUUUCAAGCUCAAUAUUUGCCUUACAUAGGAGACAUGUCAUAUAUGGGACGUAUACGUAAUGUAAGGGAUUCAUGCACAACCAUGCACAGCACACUCGGAGGAACCAUAGCAAAUCAAUGAAAUUAUUAUUAUUAUUAUUCCACUGUGUUUGAGAGCACCUCAUCGUGUGCUGCAGAAACCCCUUAAAGCAGUGCUUCUCAAAUAGCGGGGUGGGCUCCCCCGGGGCGACGUGACUGGCAGGGAAGACUUUCAAUAUCAGUGCAAGCCUGCCAUCAUUGUUGUACUAGCAUGCUUCACUGUACUCCAUUUUGUUGUAUGUUUGACUUCAGUCUUUACGGUACAGAUGAACAAAUAUAUAGGAUCACUUUUUCAAUAGGGUUUCAAAUCUGGGGAGCGGGUUCUGUCACGUCCCCAGGUGGGGGGGGACAGAAAAUAGAGAACCACUGCAUUAAAGGAAUAUUGUGGCACCUCCAACCCCUAAUGAUGGAAUUGACUGUUCAUUGUAUUAUUUUUGUACUUAAUACUUAUUUUUGGUGCCACUUUUUGUUUUAUUUUCUCAUUUUUAUUUUAUUUUAUUUCAUACACUGCACCUUUGACCUUUGACUUUAUUCUUUAUUUAUUAUUAUUUAUUCUAUAUUUCAAUUGGCGACUCCAAAUUGUCCAUGGGUAUUGAUGUGAGUAUGAAUGGUUGUUUGUCUAUAUGUGCCCUGUGAUUGGCUGGCGACCAGUCCAGGGUGUACCCCGCCUCUCGCCCGAAGACAGCUGGGAUAGGCUCCAGCACACCCUCAUGAGGAAAAAACGGUAGAAAAUGAAUGAAUGAAUAUUUAUUUUUUUUAA
Messenger RNA from Doryrhamphus excisus (bluestripe pipefish), 2351 nucleotides. RefSeq names its product galanin receptor 2b (gene galr2b). The record is from RefSeq and is a predicted model, not a curated record. Lineage: Eukaryota; Metazoa; Chordata; Actinopteri; Syngnathiformes; Syngnathidae. Gene Ontology annotation, cellular component: plasma membrane. Gene Ontology annotation, molecular function: G protein-coupled receptor activity. Gene Ontology annotation, biological process: G protein-coupled receptor signaling pathway.